AUGUCUUCUCAUUCCACCAAGGAAAAGCUCAUAUGGGCAGCCAGUGGCCAGCAGCGGAGAAACAGGGAGGAUCCCCGAAACCAGUGGUCUAGGCAGCUGCUAGGAAUACCCUGCCCCAACCUCCUCCUGAGGCCAGCCAGGCUCCUCACAGCCUUCCCAGCAUAUCGUCAUGUCAGCAGCACCAAUGGAGAAAACCCCGGGAGCCAGAUAUCGCGAGAGCGCGGCCUCACGUUGGCGCCAAAAUCUGAUAGCGAAAAAGAGCAGCCAGGCAGCUCACAGAACGACGACGAGGUGUUGACCUCGAGUUGGCCCCCGAUCCACUGUGCAUUUCAAAGCAGACUAGGAGACACUUUGAACAAGCAAGCCCUCGCCGCUUGUCUGUGUCCUUCCCAGCACCUCAGGUGGAACUGGAGAUGA
Molecule: messenger RNA, 417 nt
Organism: Rangifer tarandus platyrhynchus (Svalbard reindeer)
Lineage: Eukaryota; Metazoa; Chordata; Mammalia; Artiodactyla; Cervidae
Source: the annotation of a GenBank genome assembly